Molecule: messenger RNA, 3314 nt
Organism: Callorhinchus milii (elephant shark)
Lineage: Eukaryota; Metazoa; Chordata; Chondrichthyes; Chimaeriformes; Callorhinchidae
Product: E3 ubiquitin/ISG15 ligase TRIM25
Exons: 8
Coding region: 217-1944 (575 amino acids)
Molecular function (GO): protein binding; zinc ion binding
Source: RefSeq, a predicted model, not a curated record
AGGGGAAGGGGGUUGGGCAAGAAGGGGAGCAGCGGCGACGCCAUGUUUGUGAGGGGCGGCCAAACCCACCCACUGUCUGACUGGACUGACUGACUGGAUGGAACCGACCAAGACGUUGCUCUGCUCUCCCGCAGCUCAGCUUUAGUCAGAAAGGUUCAGUUGUUACGUACACUGUACAGACAGCAACUGAACACCAGGUGACCCGAGAGCUGGAUCAUGGCGGCUGCUUUAUCCCUGGUAACCUUGGAGGAAGAGUUGACCUGCGCUAUUUGCCUCGGCAUUUACACGGACCCUGUGGUGCUGGAGUGCAAACACAGCUUCUGUCGAGCCUGUAUCGAGGAGUUCUGGAGUGGGGCUGCCCCAGGCACUUACUCCUGCCCGGAGUGCAGAGCAGAGACCAGCGAGAGGCCUGGUCUGGAGAAGAAUUUCAAGCUGGCGAGUAUAGUGCAGAAAUACCUGGCUCUGCAGAGCUCUCAGGAUGCUGUUCUCUGUAACUACUGCACCGAAUCUCCGCUCCCGGCCGUCAAAACCUGCCUGAAGUGUGAAGCCUCCCUGUGUCCCAUUCACCUCAAGCACCACAGGGAGAACUCUGUGUUCAAAAGCCACAGCCUCACAGAGCUCACCACUGAUCUGUCCCUGUGGAAGUGCCCAGAGCACCAGAAGUCGCUGGAGAUUUACUGUAAAGACGAUAAAGUCUGUGUCUGCAGCCUGUGUGCUUUAGUGGGGAAGCACAAGAACCACAACUGUAGCAGCAUCAGCGAGGGAGAGAAGGAACUGAGGGAUCAUUUACAAUGUCAGUUGGAGAGGAUCAGGAGCAAUACUGAGGCUGUUCAAGCAGCUCUGAACCUUCAUCACAAAGAGAAACAGAACACGCAGAGUGAGAUCCAGGAAGCCAAAUGCAAAGUGAAAGAGAAAUACAAGUUACUGAAGAAAAGUGUUGAGGAGGAAGAGAGAAAAGUUCUCGAGCGUCUGGAGAAUGAGGAGAAGCGUGUAACUGAACAGACCAACACUAAGAUCUUCCAGCUGGAGAAUCAACUGAAGGAAUCUGAAACGUCUUUAGCUGCUUUGACCAGUGUUUUGAAGAAGAAUGAAGAGCUUGUGUUUAUACAGGAGUUUCAUUCAUUGGCAAAUAGGCUGAAAGAUGUGUCUGAACCACUCAUUCCGCCCGCACCGUCUCUGUGGUGGACAAAUCAAUUCUUGAAAAGCUGGCAAACUGGGUUCAGAAGCAGUACGAUGCAGUGGCUCAGAUGCCAGUUACAGGGCGACGUGAACAGAUAUCGAUCGGUCUCCCAUUCGGUCGUUCCUGCAGCUGAAAUAGCAGCUCUGAGGCCUGCUGUGCGUGUGAGGCUUCAGGCUGGAGAGCACAUGCUCUUAAACCAGUUUAUCCGUCAGCAUUCGGACGGACAAACGCCGUCUCUCGAUCCUGACACAGCAAAUCCCAAACUCAUCCUGUCCAACAGCAACAGGACUGUGUCGGUGUCUGACCGCACAUGGCCGAUUCCGAACAAUGUGAAGAGGUUCGACCUUUGGCAGCAGGUUCUCGGCAGUGAGGGAGUGAGCUGCGGCAGCUCUUACUGGGAGCUGCAGGUUACAGGGAGCGAGUGGUGGGGGGCUGGCGUCUGUUACGGUAGCCUGAGCCGGAAGGGUGGAGGUGCCGAGUGUUUACUGGGAUGGAACAAAAAGUCGUGGAUACUGCGCUCGUGGGGCGGGUUACUUACAGUUCGACACAAUUGCAAAGAGAUUAAACUGGCAGCGGGAAUGGCCUCCAAAGUGGGUGUGUUUGUGGAUUUUGAGGCUGGGGUCAUCUCGUUUUACAGUGUGUCAGGCAGCAACCUGACCCUGUUACACACCUUCCAGGAGCAGUCGUUCCCCGAGUCCCUCUACCCGGCUCUGUGGGUUUAUGAUUAUACAAAGCCUCUGUCUCUGUGUGAUCUGAAGCAGUGAUUACAUUUCCUCGCUGUUCCUCUGUGGCAGAUUCCCCUUUAAAUCCUUAAUUUUUCCCUUUUGUCCCCAACCUGAUCUUUCCUGGGUGUGUCUCCUUCACGAACAGUAUUUGCUGCCCGAUUGCACCGAUCACACAAAGAUUGUAAUGUGUGAGAUGUAGUAGCGGUAAAGGCUCCCUCAGUUGAUUCUCAUCAUUAAACUCUUGCUGCCUUUAGCUUAUCACUUUAGCUGCAGAAUUCAACCUUUCUUACGGAGCCUAGAAAAAAUUAUCCAAAAAGUUUUGCAAAGUUAAUGUAAAAAUAUUGUAAGGAAUCAAAUAAAUCCAGCGUUAUUGGAAAGUUCACUGCAUGUUACAAUUUUACACACUAAUUUAUUUCAAGACACUAUAACGAGCGUAAAUAUAAAAAGUUGGAAGACACAAAAAAGUAGUGCAUUAAAAAAAAGAUGGAGCAGAUAACACAAGGUGUCAACCUGGCUCAGUUGCUAGCAUUCUCGCCUCCGAAUCUACAGUGUUGUGGGUUUAAGCCCAAUGUCUUAACUUUGAACACAUAGUCCAUACUGACACUUCAGGGGCUCAAUAAAUGAAAAAAAUGUUUACAAAAAAUACUUACAGGUCAAGAGCAGUAGCCGUCUCUGUAUUGCCCUCUGUGCUGGGCUCUUCACCAGCAGUCAUGCCGGAUUCCAAUUAAAAUAAUAUAAAAAUCGCUGCAGCUUUUGAAUAUAAACUAUCCCAAAUUCUGAAAUGUGCGAUUCCUUCAGGUGGAGAUUCCGCGUGUAAAUGUAAAAGCAGCUCACGCGGUUCAAGUUAAUCCAAUCUCUCUGCCACUGCUACUCGUUGCAUUGCUGGAAUGUGUAAAUAUAGCCCAUCUCCUACAGUCUCCCACUCCCCUUCACAGAGAUCACACAUACUCGGAGAGAACCCUCUCCCAACAUCGCUAUUUAUCUAAAAAGGCUUUUUCGUGGAAUAUGGCGGCAGUCUAGUUGUGAGACGGGAGAGAAUAACAAUGUACUUUUUUUUUAAGUUUAGACUGGACACAUGGUCAGUUGUGUUCCAUGGUUUACUUUCACCUGUAGAUAUUGUGUUUCCACUUACAAAUUUGAACUCUAUUUAAGACCUUUUACUGUUGGAUUCCAGUCCUGCUUUUUAUACAGCAUUACGGGGUUCUCCAGAUACAAACUGCAGAAUACAUCAGUCCCACAUUUCAAAAACUCCAGACCCAAACAGACCUUUUUACGUUUGAAAGCUGGUCCCAUAGCAGGGAGGAACUGAUCAGAACAGAUAUACAAAAUGAAUAAGGUUCUUUAUGUUAUGUGUGUAUGUAUGUGAUUAGCUGUUUGACAAUAAAGCUGAAAGCUGUUUUGUUGGAAAA